Messenger RNA from Pestalotiopsis fici W106-1, 5445 nucleotides. RefSeq lists its product as uncharacterized. The transcript has 9 exons. Lineage: Eukaryota; Fungi; Ascomycota; Sordariomycetes; Amphisphaeriales; Sporocadaceae. The record is from RefSeq and is a predicted model, not a curated record. The coding region runs from base 1 to 5445 and encodes 1814 amino acids.
AUGCCUUCAGCAAUGUCCAGUCGGCCAGUCUCCAUAGCAGAGGCGAAAAAAAUGGUUGAAGAUAUUUCCGAAGAUCAUGGAUACCUUGCCGAGGAUGAGCUCCAGGCUCUGGAUGAGAAGACUCGGAAACGAAUCAUUGAAGUCAUGCUCAAGAAAGACCGGAUGUCGGGGAAAUCAGUCAUCACCCUGGCGAAGAACUUAUAUAGCAGCACCACACGAUUCGUCUUCGAAUUAUUACAAAAUACUGAUGACAAUAGCUACUCAAUGGCUACAGGUAAUGGGAUAGAGCCGUACGCAUCCUUCCAAAUCUUCCCUGACAAGAUCGUUUUGGAGUGCAAUGAGGAUGGAUUCACUAGAGAAGAUCUGAUCGCCAUAUGCGAGGUAGGUCAGAGCUCGAAGGUAGGGGCACAAGGAUACAUUGGAGAAAAGGGCAUUGGUUUCAAAUCUGUGUUCAUGGCAGCCCACAAGGUUCACAUUCAAUCUGGGAAUUUUUCGUUCUCAUUUGUCCAUCGUCGCGGCGACUCCGGGAUGGGUAUGAUAUCUCCUAUCUGGGAAGAUCCCGACACAAAUCUAUCCAGCCGUGUCACCCGCAUCACCCUCUUCCUACACGACACAGGCUCAGCCUUGGAGAUCCAGGAACGACAUCAGCAAAUUGUGCAACAGUUUCAGGAUAUACAGGAUACCCAUCUUUUAUUCCUCAGGAAGAUCCGGCGCAUAAAAAUCAUUUUCUCUCACCAUGGAAACCCUACCACAACCACAUUCGAAGUGGCAAACUUGUCUCAUGGACAUCGUAUAACACUGCGAAAAUCUGUUGCAGAUAACCCGGCAGAAGAGACAUAUUAUCAUGUCACCAAGAAUACAGCGGAUGGGAUCCCCGAAAGCGAGAACAGGGUACAAUCGGAACUCACCACGACCCCUGCAACUAGCUCUGCGGAGAUCAUUCUUGCCUUCCCCUUGGAUCGUAACUCCAUUCCCAUCAUACAAACACAAAAUGUGUUCGCUUUCCUUCCUAUUCGCAAUAUGGGCUUCAAGUUUUUGAUUCAUUCAGACUUCGUGACACAAGCAAAUCGUCAAGAUAUCGUAACUACAUCUGCGAGAAACCUCGGCCUCGUCAGUUAUAUCGCUGAUACCUUUGCUAACGCCAUGGAAGAGCUCUGCCACGAUACGAGUCUCGAGUUUGAAUGGAUCAAGUACCUGCCUCAAGAAAACGAUUUCCCCUGGGACAAGUAUUGGAAGUCGGUCGUUGCUGAUAUGAAGAAAAAGGUUUCAGUCAAAAGAUUAAUGCGCCCGCAGAGCGGAGGUCCUCUGAAAAGGAUAGACCAGCUGUGCAACCUCACAGAUGAUGCUCUUGACGAACUCGGUGAGCCGCUUCUGGAAGACAUUGAUCCGGAGGUUUAUCUCUCCAGUGGCUACGAUCUCUCCACCAUUUCUUCAUAUCUGAGAGGUUGGGGCCUCCGAAACUUUCAUAUGACCCAGUUUUUGGAUCGGGUCGAGGCUGAUUUGGCACGGGAUACGUCGCGAUUCAAAUCACCGCAGUCAUCACCAUCAUGGCAUACCAGAACAGCACAGGUUCUGAACCGCCCAUUCAAGAGUUUUGCAGAGAAACAUCGGAAAAGAAUCUUCGAUUUCAGGCUGAUUCCGGUUCAGGGUGGAAAAUGGAUUCCCGCAGGGCAGACCGGAUCGCCACUCGUCUUUCCAACUGCCAACGGUGAAAACAUUCCGAGUUCCCUAGAUCUUAAUAUUAUCGAUGGGAACGCCACUCUUAAUGCGGAGAGAAGAAAACUCUUUUUGAAUCUGGGAGCAAAGAAACUUUCUGUUCAAGCGGUGCGACAAUUGAUUCUUGACCAGUACCCAAGCGUCAUCAACAGGUCAAGGUUAUUUGGAACCAACACAACUGAACAAGUUGGAAUAUCUCUGCCCCAUCUUUCUUUCUUAUAUCUCACACAGGGUGGAGCUGUUGACAAGCCGAGCGAGUUGCGUUUCAUCAGAGUCCUUACACAGGAGGGCCUGCUGAUUGCACCUCAAGCCCAGGAUGUGUACAUCAAGGACAACCACAAAUUCGGCUUAGCAAAACUGCUUGAAAACUUACCCAAGUUUUCGGUAGCUUUUCUGGAUCCGUAUUAUCUGGAGAAUGCCCCACAACCAGCAUCGGGUCGUGAAGCUAGUGUACCUUGGACGUUCUGGUUGCGAACAUCACUUGGCGUUCUUGACAAACCAAAACUAAUCGCGAACGGUUCCCUUACUGACAUGUUCCGACAUAUCAUUGAGCAUAAUAGCGGCAAGCUCCUGGGAAUACUUGGACACUAUUGGAAUGACAUCAAGAAUGAAGUGCAGCAAUGUCAGGAAAUCAGGGAUGAACUCAGCCGAGUUGUGUUAACUAUGAAAGGUUGUACUGCCCAACUAAAAAACAGUUUUCUUCCAAUGCCGGAACUCAAAGCGCGGGCGAUAGAGUAUUUGGGUGAGGCAGGCACGGAUGAAUUUCCCUUUCUCGAUUUGAGUGAUACUCUGGAACCAGAUGAUCUGUCGAAAUGGACCUUUCUCAAUGGAACCUUUGGUGUGCGCACACGGGAUGAUGUCGAGUUUUACUUGGCGAUUCUGUCAGUCCUUGCCACACGGUAUCCGAAACCCGACAUGGAGAUAUCGAAGAAAGUCUACAUGCUAUAUGAAACCAUCUACCGGAAAAGCCGGGACUCGCCUGACUCAGACAUCAGGAAAGCUCAGAAGCAAGUAAUUCGAGCAUACUUUGAUGUUGAUCCUGCCGACGGAAACUCAUACAAAGGCUUGUUGCUAGUUCCUGGCCGUACAUUCCAAGGAGGCAGAUGGUUGCAGCCAAACGAAUGUCGUUGGGAUGCUCCGUUGACAGCAUGGACACUGGAACCGCUAGCCCACUUGUUCGGUGAGGUUCUAACCGAGACUGAGAUUGACAGCGCAGCUUUGAAGAAGUUCCUUCAAAAUAUUCUAGGUAUCAAGGACUUUACCUUGACCGAUAUACUCGAUGAACUGCUAUACCACGCUGAAAUGAGUCAAGAGCACAAAGACAUUCUCUACGAAGACGACGGUUGUUAUACCACCAGAGCAGCAACAGAUGUUUACAAUCAUUUGGAGAAACUGAUAUCUUCUUCUGAUACAUCCUGCAAACAAGAUCUUUUGGGCAUCUUUGGAAAUGAGGCCUUUAUAUUUGCUGCAGACUCAUGGCACAAGAUUGAAGACUGUCUAUGGUCAAGUGCGACAGAUAUAGAAGGCAAAGUUAUCUUGAAUGAUAUAUAUCCAGAUUUGGCGGGUCUAUUUGUGAAGGAGCUUGGGGUGACAACCCUUACCUUGCAAAUGGCUUAUGACAAACUCAAAAAAUUGGGAGCCUCAGAUAAGCCACCAAUUUCCGAAGUCAAGUCAACAUGGGCUGCUUUCCAUUCCCUCCUGUCGCAAACCGACAAGAAGCCGGACCCUACACCACUGCUAAAGAGGCGCCUUUUCCCUGUCAAACACGCCAGUGGACACGUUGAGCUUUGCUGCGGCACAUCCCCCUUUGCGAUAAUUGAUCGACGGCCGCACGGUCUCUUAUUCGCAGGGAAAGCAUCUUUGCUUGAUCACAGUUUCGAAGAGGUCUACCAGCUUCGGUCAACACUCAAGUGGGCAGGCCUCGAUACACGAUACACGUCAGUAGCCGCCAAGGAAGUAUCGGCCAUCAUAGGUGGUAGUGAAACAACACUGUCGGAUCCGCAUCGCGACAUAGGGCCCAGAGCUCAUGUCGUUGAGACGGAUGGAAUCGCCACGGAACUUCAUCUCCAGCAAGGCACAUCUACCGUGAUCGUCAAGACCUCCCAAAGUCACCUUCAUAUCGAUGCAAGCGAAGAUGUCCUUCGGGUUUAUAUUCCGCGAGAUCGCAAACAGCAACAACUGUGCUACUCACAAACACUUCCGCAGCGUCUUUAUGACUGGUUCAUGGAACAGGACGGCCGUUCCCUGCCAACAAUGGAGAGCACAACAUGCGUCAGCAUAAUCAUGCAGACUCUCAAUGUUUCCUGUGACAAUACAGAAGCUAUCUUGGAGGGUUCCGGCAUAGCGGAGCUCUCCUUUCCCGACGACUAUGAGCCUGUGCAGAAAGCUGCAGCACAAGCCACGGAACCAUCAUCACAACCUUCCCACAGACCUCCCACUCCCAGUGGUGGUAGAAAUGCGCCAUUGGUCUUCGAUAAUCUUGAGGGGUCGGGUUCAGGUAGCGAUGUGUCUGUUCAAUCCUCACCAAAAUCAACUCCAUCCUCGCUUGCAGUACCUUGCUUACAACCCAGCGGAACCCAGCAUGUAGCAGAUGUGUCCGGGCAAAUAUCACCUAGUCCAUCCAAUGGCACCUUCAUGUCCUUGCUACCCAGAUUCUCUGGAGUAUUUAGGUCGUCUGGAGUCGGGACAUCAUCAUCAACUUUGGUACAUACUGGUCAGCUUGUCAGUGUACAAGGGCCCAGUUCGAGUGAAGAACGUGAAAUGAGUAACUACAUUGCACUGCUAUCAAAAGUGAUUGAGAUAGCAGGACGUUCAUACUUCCCAAAUGCGAGAAGCUCAUCCACGAUAUCUCCCCCUCCUGAUGCAAAUGGGGUUUACCCAAGGCGAGAUGCAAAUACUAAGAUCGAAUUCUUGAGCAGCAGCAAACUCGAAAGAGACAGAAUGAUUGGUGCUGCUGGCGAGCUUUAUGUCUUUGAGCUCCUCUCCAAGAUGAAAUCAGUGCUUCCAGGCUUCGGAAGGUUGAACUGGUUGAGUACCAUCAGGAAGUAUGUGAGACAGCAUCCAUCCUACUCGGAUUUGAUACCCUGGAAUGGGAGGGAAACGGCGGAUAUCGUGUAUUGGGAUGUGUCUGGUACUCUGACAAGUGAACUCAUAACAUUGGGAUAUCUCGACAAAAAGAUCUGGACAAGUCGUCGCCCGUCGUAUUAUAUCGAGGUGAAGACCACUACUGGCCCGCAUGAGACGCCUUUCUACAUGAGUAAAAGCCAAUUCAGCAGGAUGCAGUCAAAAUCCAACAUGGACGCAGAAAUAUACGUCAUCUUCAGGGUGUCGAAUCUCGGAAGCGAGCAAAUGGGCUUGGUGAUAUACGUGGACCCUGAAUACAUGAGACAGACAGCCAAGCUGAAUUUUACUGUUGAGACCUAUUCUGUCUCACCCGGUUUCGGCGGAAGCUCCGGCGCAUCACAGGGUUGGUCGCAGGCAUCCAACAGUGGAACUGUGCCGUCAUUCAAAUUCAACUCCGCGCCUGGGACUUUGAACACACUGUUCUCUCCAACGAUUCAAAAAGAAUCUGGCUCCCUUGGUGUGGUGUCCUACCAACAUAUCGGGUUCCAAAUACCAUACCAGAAAUUCUCUGUUGAGGAACUGCGGCUUCAGAGUUAUCAAGAAGCUAGCACUACCCGUGGAAACAUUGUCUCUGCACGCGCGACUACACCAUCUGGGCGGCACUAG